CCGUGACAUUGUGGCGGAGAAUCGUAGGAAAAUAUGUUAAAAACAGGAUGAGCAUUGACGCCAUCAUCAUCCUCUGCCGUGCAAGCCAACCUUUUACCUGCCAGAAGACAAGUCCAUCGUCCACUACGAACCCAAAGAAAAUUAGAAAAAGAUAUAAACCCAUAGUUACCAGUUCGACGACGGUUUCAGAGAGGGAGAGAGAGAAGCUGACAGAUAAAAGAGUUACACAAGUAGAGAACCGUUAAAAGUUGUAGCAGUUUAUUGUAUAGAAUUAUAGAUAGAUAGAUAGACAGAUAGACAGAGAGCGAGAUUGAGAAGGGGAGAGCCCAAAAAGAAAGAGGGAGUUGGUGCUUCCUCGUCCUCGUGUGGUCGUGCCUGACUCAUGGUGAGAGAGGUGGAGAAGCGGGGAAUGCGACUUGGUAAGUACGAGCUUGGGCGGACUCUCGGCGAGGGGAAUUUCGGCAAAGUCAAGUUCGCUCGGAAUCUUGAAACCGGCCAAGCAGUUGCUGUUAAGAUAUUGGAGAAAAAGAGGAUCCUUGACCUCAAAAUCACCGACCAGAUAAGGAGAGAAAUCAGCACUUUGAAGCUCCUGAAACAUCCAAACGUGGUUAGAUUGCACGAGGUUUUAGGAAGCAAAACCAAAAUAUACAUGACCCUUGAAUAUGUCAAUGGCGGCGAAUUAUUUGACAGAAUAGCAUCAAAAGGUAGGCUCUCAGAAUCUGAAGGACGAAAACUAUUUCAGCAAUUAAUUGAUGGUGUAAGCUACUGCCAUGACAAAGGUGUAUUCCAUAGGGAUCUGAAGCCAGAAAAUGUUCUUGUUGAUGCUAAAGGAAAUGUAAAGAUAUCUGAUUUUGGCCUCAGUGCUCUACCUCAACAUUUUAGGGAUGAUGGUCUGCUACACACAACAUGUGGAAGUCCUAACUAUGUUGCUCCCGAGAUUCUUGCAAAUAGAGGGUACAAUGGUGCCACAUCUGAUCUUUGGUCUUGUGGUGUUAUCUUAUACGUAAUUCUUACGGGUUAUCUCCCUUUUGAUGAUCGAAAUCUUGCAGUUCUUUACCAGAAGAUAUUCAAGGGAGUUGUCCAGAUACCCAAAUGGCUCUCAGAAGGUGCGAAGAACUUGAUAAAGAGGAUACUUGAUCCCAAUCCAAAUACUAGAAUUACUAUGGCUAAGAUCAAAUUAGAUGAGUGGUUCCAGCAAGAUUAUACUCCUGCAAACCCUGAUGACGAAGAAGAGAUCUACGUAGAUAAUAAAGCCUUCUCACUACAUGAGCCGAUGUCGGAGGUAGAGAGAGAUCCCGGUUCGCCCACUCUAAUCAAUGCUUUUCAGUUAAUUGGAAUGUCAUCAUGCCUGGAUCUCUCUGGCUUCUUUGAGACAGAGGAGGUGUCUGAGAGAAAGAUCAGAUUUGCGUCCAACCACUCACCCAAGGAAUUACUCGAGAGGAUCGAGAGUAUUGUCACAGAGAUGGGAUUCUGGGUUCAGAAAAGAAAUGGAAAGCUGAAGGUAAUGCAAGAGCACAAUGGACAGAAGAGACCUGGAAGCCUUUCAGUCACUGCAGAGGUUUUUGAGAUAAGUUCAUCUCUAUAUGUGGUGGAGCUGAGAAAAUCAUAUGGAGAUUCUACAUUGUAUAGACAGUUGUGUACAAAGCUAUCUAAUGACCUGGGCGUCUCCUGAAGCCAAGAGCUUUUGACAGCACAGGUGUGAAUCUGGGAAUUAGGUCAAGCAGAACCACUGGAUAGGAACAUUCGGCAGCUGCAAUUUAAUUUUUUGUUACAUUUACAACUGAAAUAAGUAUUUAGCAUUUAUCCUGAAGCCAAGAGCUUUUGACAGCACAGGUGUGAAUCUGGGAAUUAGGUCAAGCAGAACCACUGGAUAGGAACAUUCGGCAGCUGCAAUUUAAUUUUUUGUUACAUUUACAACUGAAAUAAGUAUUUAGCAUUUAUUGUAAAUAAAUAAAUAUUUUAUAUACAUCAUAUAUUAUAUAGAACACCCCCUCGAUUUUCUAGAGGGUAUGUAACAGUCACAGAGUUUCAAUAUGCAAAAUUUGUUUUGAUGA
Nelumbo nucifera (sacred lotus) is the source of this 2054-nucleotide messenger RNA. RefSeq names its product CBL-interacting serine/threonine-protein kinase 1-like. The record is from RefSeq and is a predicted model, not a curated record. NCBI's taxonomy places the organism in Eukaryota, Viridiplantae, Streptophyta, Magnoliopsida, Proteales, Nelumbonaceae. Gene Ontology annotation, biological process: signal transduction; protein phosphorylation. Gene Ontology annotation, molecular function: protein serine/threonine kinase activity; ATP binding.